AAGAAUAUAUCCGUUAACUGCAAGUCAAACAAGUUCCUACGCUUAUAUUAGUACCGCUGGUAACUGAAAAUGGUAUUUACGCCAAGGUAUCAAUCCGAUCCGCCAUUUAAGACGCCCUUGACAGAAAGGUCACGAUAUUCUUUAUGGAUAUAAGCACAAUCAUAACGAAGAAUCUGAGAGAAAGUUUUAGUAGCUUUUUCAUCUCUAUCUGCCUCUUGUUCGAAAUUGAUCUUCUCCAUGAUGCGAUCUGUCACGAGAUAUACUCUACGUUCAUCAAGAAGCAGAGCAAAAUAUACCCGAGAUAUAGAAGCGAAAACUCGAGGCAUUUGCUCAAAGGUGACACCAGCCAUGUCUACCUUGGAAUAAUCGCCGGAAGCGCAACACCGAACACAUCCUCAAUGCUGCGGCCAAAUUCUUCUCGAAUGGCCUUUAUAGCAUCUUCCCGCUUCCCACGCCGCGCAUCAUUAAACAUCUCGCCAAAUAUAAGCAAUCGCCACAGGUCGGCAAUUAAAGAGCUGAACGGCAGCAGUGACUAGACUUACUAACACAGUUUAGCCUCAAAUUCUCAUGUCGUGACAGAAACGCUCUAAGUUGCAUUUUAUAACUUUCUGAGCUCCUAUUGACGAAAUAAAUAUUAUUCGCCUUGACUAUCGUGCAGGUCGGCUGAUGCAUUCUGCUUUAGUAUAUGGCAUCAAUUAC
Trichoderma asperellum CBS 433.97 is the source of this 699-nucleotide messenger RNA. NCBI's taxonomy places the organism in Eukaryota, Fungi, Ascomycota, Sordariomycetes, Hypocreales, Hypocreaceae. The record is from RefSeq and is a predicted model, not a curated record.